Molecule: messenger RNA, 2697 nt
Organism: Dipodomys ordii (Ord's kangaroo rat)
Lineage: Eukaryota; Metazoa; Chordata; Mammalia; Rodentia; Heteromyidae
Gene: Zmym5
Product: zinc finger, MYM-type 5
Exons: 8
Coding region: 166-1995 (609 amino acids)
Molecular function (GO): zinc ion binding
Source: RefSeq, a predicted model, not a curated record
GUUUGUUUGGGCUCGCCCGCACAGCCGCCCCCACAAGUCUUCCACCUCCUUUCAGCCGAGCAAAGCGGGCGCAGUUCUGAGCGGAGUUGGCCAGAAAUCACAUUCAGACCAUUCUAUUGAAGCAUUGGCAAAAAUUAAGAAGGAAAACAUCCAUUAUUCUUUGGCAUGGAUAAGCAUUCAGUGGGAGGAUUAGAAUUGACUGAUCAGUCUGCUGAUGUAUUAGAGAAUACAGCCAUGGCAGCUGGUAUCAUGGACAUAAGAAAUUCAUUUGGUCAUCCAACUAGUCCUUUAGUCAAUAGAUCUAUAAACACUUCAGUGGACGAUGAUGAUGAUGUUGUUUUUAUUGAAUCUAUACACCCUCCUUCAAUUUCUGCUCCAGGAAUAGCUGAUCAAAGAAACUUUUUGUUGGCAUCAUCAAAACAUGAAAAGCCACAAGGAAAUUAUACUAUAAUUUUGCCUUCCUCAAGAGAUUUACCUCCUCAGAAGGGAAAUAUAUGUGACACAAUUGUUAUUGAUGAUGAAGAGGACAUAGAAACAGAUGAGGGGCAGGAGAAAAAUUGUUCCACUUUUACUGAAUGGGGACUUCCAGGAACUAAAACUAGUAUCAAAGAUUUGGAUUUCUCCACUUCCAGUCUUUCAAGAAGUAAGACCAAGACUGGAGUAAGACCUUUUAAUCCUGGUAGAAUGAAUAUCGCAGGAGAUGUGUUUCAGAAUGGAAGAUUUACAACCCAUCAUAAUCCUGAUUCUUGGAUCUCCCAGUCAGCAUCAUUUCCUCGAAAUCAGAAACAACCAGGAAUGGAUUCCUUAUCACCAGUGGCCUUACUUCCUAAACAGAAUUUCCAAACUACAGCCCAACAACAACUUAAACCAGCUAAAAUCACUUGUGCAAACUGCAAAGAGCCUUUACAGAAGGGACAGACAGCUUAUCAACGAAAAGGAUCUCCUCACCUUUUUUGUUGUACUACCUGCCUUUCUUCUUUCUCACGUAGACGUACUCGAAGGACACGGAAUAUAAUAUGUAAAAAAGAAAUGAUUCGCCAUGAAGUCAGUGUUAAUAAUGUAACACAUAAACUGUGCAGUAACCAUUGCUUUAAUGAGUACCGAUUGGCCAAUGGUCUAGUAAUGAACUGCUGUGAACAGUGUGGAGAAUAUUUGCCCAGUAAAAAUAUUGGAAACAGCAUCCUGAUUGGAGGUCAGCAGAAGAGGUUUUGCUGCCAAAGUUGUAUUAAUGAAUAUAAACAGAUAAUGGAAACAAAAUCAAAAGCAUUAUCAACACCAGAAAUCAGAAAAAGGAAUUCCAUUACAGAGGAAAAUGAGACAAAAUCAUUUGGAUCAUCAGAUGUGCUUUUGGAAAAAAUAGAUGAAAUACCAGAAAAAAAGGAAAAGGCUACAGAGCUACAGGUUUCUGCAGAAUGUAGUCCAGAUAUACUACUGAGUGAACAGAAUGUGAAUUUACCUUCCAUGUCAGCUAUAGCUGAUAAAUUUCAAAAGCAACUGGAAAACAAAGAAUCUGAAGACCCCAUUAUACCAGUUGUGCUUUCUGCAGAUCCAGGUACAUGGCCCCGAGUUUUGGACAUUAAACAGCGAGAUGCUCUUAUUGAAAAUGAGCCACCUCAAGUAAGAAAUUUUAACUUUCCAAAAGACAAUACAGGGAGGAAAUUUUCAGAAACUUAUUAUACAAGAAUCCUUCCAAGUGGUGAGAAAACUACUAGAUCCUGGUUACUUUAUUCUGCCUCCAAAGAUUCUGUAUUUUGUCUGUAUUGCAAACUCUUUGGGGAAGGAAAAAACCAACUGAAAAAUGAGAAUGGGUGCAAAGAUUGGCAGCAUUUAUCACAUAUCCUUAGUAAACAUGAAGAAAGCGAAAUGCACAUAAUCAAUAGUGUUAAAUAUUCAAAACUAAAAUCUGAAUUGGAAAAUAAUAAAAGCAGUGAAAGUGCAGAACACAGAUUAUAUGAAAAUGAGAAAAGUGAUGGUGUGGUACUUUUGUACACAUAAUAUCCUGAUGUGUUUUUGAGAUGACAUUGACUUACAUUACUCAGAAAGAAUCUGCAAUGUAAGUCAGAACCUUUAUGUUGUGAGACUCCUACAAAGAGUAACUUACAACAGCUAUGAGCAAUAAGUCUAGUAGCAAAUAAAUACCGUUUCUGUUCCAAAUGCAAAAUAAUUCAAUAGUUAUUAUUACAGGUUUUAGUAAAGCUAAUUUUUUAUUUUCUGAACCUUAAAAAAAAAACUCAAUUGGAAAUUUCUAAAUAUUGUUUUGGAGGAGUUAGAGAUAUAAUUCAUUUAAUAAAGUUAGCACUCUACCCGUGAGCAAAAGUAGCAGACACCAAGUUCAAAUCCUGGUCUUGACCCUUAAGAAAAAAAAAUAUGAUGUUUGAGAUUUGCCAUUUUAAUAGAAUUAGUUAAUACUCUGUUCGUGAACAGAAUGGGGUCUGAACUACAACUUUUUGCUAUUAAACCAAAUACUUAUUUCUUUUGAGCAAAACAUUUUUCUAUUUGAGCAAAACAACUUCAUUUGUUAUAUAAAAUGAUUAAAAUGGUUAAUUUGCAUUUUAUUGGUUUAUAUUUUUGUUUUUAAUUUAAUUUGUAAAUGUUUUUGCCUUUAUUAUUGUAUGAGAACUUUAAGCAUAAAGAAUAUAUGCCUAUUUUUAUGUUGUUACAAAUAUAAGAAAUAUUAAAAAUAUAUUGUUAACCUUU